This is a messenger RNA of Nematolebias whitei (Rio pearlfish), 1909 nucleotides long. It is a transcript of the gene rgra, whose product is annotated as retinal G protein coupled receptor a. Lineage: Eukaryota; Metazoa; Chordata; Actinopteri; Cyprinodontiformes; Rivulidae. Gene Ontology annotation, molecular function: G protein-coupled receptor activity. The transcript is spliced from 7 exons. The record is from RefSeq and is a predicted model, not a curated record. Bases 72 to 980 code for a protein of 302 amino acids. Gene Ontology annotation, cellular component: membrane. Gene Ontology annotation, biological process: visual perception; phototransduction; G protein-coupled receptor signaling pathway.
CCCCUUUUAUAAGCUGUCUCUGCGCUGACGGACCCGAGAGGGGUGAAGUCUGCGUCUGCUGCAGCUUUCACAUGCAUGAGCCCGGUGCCAGGAUGGUGGCGUCGCACCCUUUGCCGGAGGGCUUCACCGAGUUUGAUGUGUUUUCGCUGGGAUCGUGUCUGCUGGUGGAAGGGCUGCUGGGCUUCUCGCUGAACGCGGUGACAAUCGUUGCUUUCCUCAAAGUCAGAGAGCUGAGGACCCCCAGCAAUUUCCUGGUGUUCAGUUUAGCCAUGGCUGACAUUGGCAUCUCCAUGAACGCCACUGUUGCAGCUUUCUCCAGCUUCCUGAGGUACUGGCCUUACGGCUCGGAAGGGUGCCAGACUCACGGUUUCCAUGGCUUCUUGACAGCUCUUGCCAGCCUCAACUUCAUAGCAGCCAUUGCCUGGGACAGAUAUCAUCAGUAUUGUACUAGGACGAAGCUGCGGUGGAGCAGUGCUAUCAGUCUGGUUGGUUUUGUUUGGGCAUUUGCUGCCUUCUGGGCAGCCAUGCCCCUCAUUGGCUGGGGAGAGUACGACUACGAGCCUCUCAGGACUUGCUGCACACUGGACUACAGCAAAGGAGACUGGAAUUAUGUGUCGUACUUGAUCCCAAUGAGCAUCUUCAGCCUGGGCAUUCAGACGUUUGUUGUCCUGACUUCUUACCAGUCCAUUGCGCAGAAGUUCAAAAAAACAGGAAACCCCGCGUUCAACCCCAGCAAUCCUCUGAAGGCGUUGUUGUUCUGCUGGGGUCCCUACGGCAUCCUGGCUUACUACGCUGCUGUGGAGAACGCCACCCUGCUGUCGCCUAAACUCAGGAUGAUCGCUCCCAUCCUGGCUAAGACUUCUCCCACCUUCAAUCCCUUCCUGUACGCUUUGGGGAAUGAGAACUACAGAGGAGGCAUUUGGCAGCUUCUUACCGGGGAAAAGAUUAAUGCACCUCAAACUGAGAAUAAAUCCAAAUAAACAAAGCAUACAGUUUAUGGUUUUGUCUGUGAGCAGCUGUAUGUGUUGUGUCUCGAGCAGUAAGAACCUCUUGUUUGCAUCUGUUUUCCUGUUGCCUUCACAGAACAUAUCAUAAAGCAACAUUGGGACUUGUAACUUUCAUGCUGCUAAGAAUGGGCUGAAGGAAAGUAGCCUGUUCAGAACAGUGCACAUCCAUUGUACUACUGUAUAUGAUGCACACUAACACAACAAAUGUGGCCUUUUUUCCAGUUUUAAUGUAAUAUUUACAAUUAAAUAAGAGUGACAUUCAUUUCGAUCUAAUUUUGGUUAUUGUUGAAAAUAAAUUGUGUCCAUGUUGUAUGUAUUUUAGGCAACAUCUUUGUUCUAAAAAUGUGACCAUCUGAACUCUUUCAUUCAAUUUUAUUAUUACAUCUUUAACCUGUUUUGGAUUUAUUUCUUUCAGACGAUCCAUGUGAUUGAAGGGGAAGUAUUUUUAUUUAAUCUAAUUACAUUUUGUCGUAAUGUCAGUACACGUGAGGGGCAGGGACCUGUCACUGAAAUGUGAAAGUGCACUAACCCCAGAUGAGUGAUUUCUGUAUCCUGAGUAAAACUGCCGUAAUGCUCUAAAGUGGACCGUUCUUCAAUAUACGGCCCUCAUGGCUAAUUUAAGAUUAAUCCAAGGCUUUAGAUUAACAGGAAACACUUCAUAACUUGACUUGCAGUCAAACAAGAAACCUAAGAAAUGGUCAUGGCUGUUUAUUUACCUGAACAAAUAUGAUGCUCUUUGUGGGUGAAUUUAGACUUCAUGAUUGUUUCUGGGUGUUAGAGAUCCAUUCUGAAAAGUGAUCAUCCUUUAUAUUGACUGUUUUGUGUAUCAACAAACAUGUUUUCAUAAUUUGUGAUUUUAACACAAAUGCCUGGCUUUGAGAAUGGGAGAGUUUAACAUUUCU